AUGUUGAAAGAGAGCUUUGAAGUGAAAGAUCUGGGAGAAGCAAAGUUUAUGCUUGGCAUCCAGAUAACUAGAACAGCAAAUGGUUAUUCUCUAGAUCAAUCUAGCUACAUAGAGAAGAUCUUGAAGAAAUAUUACUAUUUCGACUGUAAACCUGCGUGUACUCCGUAUGACGCUAGUGUAAAGCUAUUUAAGAACACUGGAGACAGUGUAAGACAAUCAGAAUAUGCUAGCAUCAUUGGCAGUCUCCGUUAUGCAGCGGAUUACACUCGACCAGACAUUGCAUAUGUCGUGGGAUUGCUUGGAAGGUUUAACAGUUGUCCUAGUAGAGAGCAUUGGAAUGCUAUAGAGAGGGUCAUGAGAUACCUCAAGAGAACAGCAAACCUUGGUAUACACUAUCAAAGGUUUCCUGCUGUACUAGAAGGGUAUAGUGAUGCGGAUUGGAAUACCCUAUCAGAUGACUCCAAGGCAACCAGCGGGUAUGUUUUUAACAUCGCUGGUGGAGCUGUAUCUUGGAAGUCAAAGAAACAAACAAUCCUAGCUCAAUCAACUAUGGAAUCAGAGAUGAUAGCACUAGCAACGGCUAGUGAAGAAGCAAGUUGGUUGAGAGGAUUGUUGUCAGAGAUUCCCCUAUGGGAAAGACCGGUCCCUCCGGUAUUGAUCCAUUGUGAUAGUACCGCAGCUAUCGCUAAAGUUGAGAACCGGUUCUAUAACGGAAAGAAACGACAGAUUCGUCGUAAGCACAAUACUGUAAGAGAACUCCUAACGAUAGGAGCAGUGAGGGUGGAUCAUAUAAGAUCCGAACAGAAUCUAGCUGAUCCUUUGAUGAAAGGAUUACCUAGAGAGAAAGUCCAUAAUACCGCCAAGGGUAUGGGACUUAUGCCUACCGAACCACGGACUACAAGUGAUGGUAACCCGACCCAACAGACUGGAGAUCCCAAGAAAUGGGUUCAAUGA
Linum trigynum is the source of this 954-nucleotide messenger RNA. The record is from the annotation of a GenBank genome assembly. NCBI's taxonomy places the organism in Eukaryota, Viridiplantae, Streptophyta, Magnoliopsida, Malpighiales, Linaceae.